Messenger RNA from Prorocentrum cordatum, 1640 nucleotides. The record is from the annotation of a GenBank genome assembly. Lineage: Eukaryota; Dinophyceae; Prorocentrales; Prorocentraceae.
AUGGAGGGCGGCGGCGGCUGCCAGGGCGUGGCGAAGUGCUCGGAGGGCGUGGGCGGCGAGGCAGCCCGCCCCCUGCCGGCGGCGCCGCCCGCGCACGGCCUCGCCGCGGGCGCCCGCGCGGCGGCCCCCCCACGGGCCGGCGGCGGGCCUGCGCUCGCCGCGCCCGCGGCGCUCGCCGCCACCGCGGCGGGUGUGCACUGCAGGACGGCGCGGCGUCACCGCCGCCGGCACCAGGGGCAGCCGAUCAAGGCGCAAGUGUCCUGCCGCGGAGCGCCUCCGGGGCUGAUGUGGCAGUCGACGCACGGGACAGCAAGACGUCGCUGCGCUGGAGCGGCAGUGGGAGCUCCCAAGCGAAGGGCAGGAGGAGGAUUGUGUGCAGCCCGAUGAGCGGGCCAUGCAGAAGGACUCCGCCGAGGCCCUGGCAGAGACCUGUGCACUCUUCCUGCUGAGCGCCCUGGCCGCAGCAUUCCGGCACACUCUGAAGUCGCCCUGAGCCGAAAGCACAGCUCGCCACGAGGCAAGCGGGUCCUGAAGCAACGGGUUCUGAAGGUUCUUGCCCCACGUUCAAGAUCCUGGGAGGGCCCUGAGACCGUCAGAAAACCUCGGAUCGGAGCUCCGAACGUUGAUGUGCGUGUUGGUCUUCUUGUUCUUCGAACCGCACGUGGGGCCGCGGGGAGGGCGUCCCAAUUCUUUCAAGUACGUAUUCGACAACAAAGCGCGCUGCGUGCACGCAUGAAUUUGUAGUGGCACCCAGUGCGCCGCAAUGCCGGCCCUCGGUGCACUCUGCCUCAAGCGUUUAUCGGCUUGCGGUGGGCUUCUGCUCGGCAGCCCCUGGUCGGGAAGCACGGGAUGGCGGGGCGAGAUUCCUGUGGCGGCUGGGCAGGGGGGCUCGCAUGCUGUGAUCGCGCGCUGUGUAGUUUGCUGUAUUUUCUUGUCCGGCUCCGGGUGCGCGGCACCGAUUUGAAGACAGACGAGGGCCCGCGCCCGCGCCCCUGCAGAGUAUGCUGGGGCCAAGGCCUGCGGCUCUGACUGGUGCACCCGACCUCUCCCCGCCGGACCCCCGUUCGGCCAGACUCGUUCUGUGGCCAGCGGGGGGCCUUCUUUGGUGUUCCUCUCUGGGCCGCUUUUCGGUCGCGCAAUUUUCGAUUGCAGUUAGUUGCUCGUUAGUCUUUCAGUGGUCCCUUGCGCGAUUUCAACACUGUACAUAAGUAUCAAGGUGUGCGAUCGGGAUGGACAAGUCGUUGUCCAAGAUGGCCGACUGUCUAAAACACUCCAUUCCCUUGUACAUGCUUCACCAGAUGCCUUUGCUUUCUUUGAUGCGCGUGUCACCGCGUGGCCUGUCUCAUCAUAACCGUCGUGGCUUCUCAAGUAUAUGGCCCGGUCCGCAAGAGUUCAAGUCAUACUCUGUUCGGGAUUCGAUGCGGCUUUCAGUAUAGUUUGCGCGGCAGGCAGUCGUUCUACACGGACGGGCUCGAUUGGCGAGUUUACCGGAGACGUAAGUCUCUCGUUCAGACAGUGAUCGGUCGGCUUGUUGUUCGUAAUUUCUGCGGACCGACUUGUUGUAUUCCGCGUCCCCGUGAUCAUCCAUGAUACGACGGUGAUGCUGGACUGGGCGAUGUUUAUCCAUUCGUGAAGUGGCC